Salvia hispanica is the source of this 1883-nucleotide messenger RNA. RefSeq names its product stomatal closure-related actin-binding protein 1. The record is from RefSeq and is a predicted model, not a curated record. Gene Ontology annotation, biological process: regulation of stomatal movement; actin filament organization. NCBI's taxonomy places the organism in Eukaryota, Viridiplantae, Streptophyta, Magnoliopsida, Lamiales, Lamiaceae. Gene Ontology annotation, molecular function: actin binding.
UGCUUCUUCGACUCAGUUGUUCACAUCAUAUUUCCCACCCCACCCCCUUUUUUCUGUCCAGUUCUUUAGAAAUUGAGUUCUUGAGGAAACACAACUGUAAACUUCAUCCAACAUGUUCGAUCUCUUCCUCUUCUGAUUCUCCUCUCACUUCUCGUCUUAUAUUCUUCUAGAUAGAAUUGAGGCAAUUAUGACGAGGGUUAGUCCAGAUUUUGGAGAUGAGGUCCAGGCAGUUUGGACGGUAUCAGCAGAUGUCAGCUUUCAGACUAAUCAGUUCCCUAAAUACAAGUUAGGGCCAAAUAAUGAAAUUCUAGAGGAGAUCAAAGAGGACAGCAAAGGUCCCCCGCUGAAGGAGGUUGUUGUUCAGGAAAUUAGCCAGCUAACUGAACAGCACAGGCGUUUAUCUGUCCGCGACCUAGCAAGCAAAUUCGACAAGAACUUGGCUGCAGCAGCGAAGAUGUCAGAGGAGGCCAAACUUAAGGAGGUUGCAUCUUUGGAUGGACACGUGCUUUUGAAGAAGCUUAGGGAUGCAUUGGAAUGUUUGAAAGGAAGAUUAGCUGGUCAGAACAAAGAAGACGUCGAAAAAGCCAUCUCUAUGGUGGAGGCUUUGGCAGUUCAAUUAACUCAGAAAGAAGGAGAGCUUAUUCAAGAGAAAUUUGAAGUGAAGAAGCUAGUGAAUUUUCUCAAGCAGGCUUCUGAAGAUGCUAAAAAAUUGGUCAACCAAGAAAAAUCUUUUGGCUGUGCUGAAAUAGAAAGCGCGAGGGCAGUUGUUCAAAGAAUUGGAGAGGCCCUUGAGGAACAAGAAAGAAAUCAAAGUUCAGGCAAGCAACAGGAGUUGGAGGAACUAAUUGAAGAGGUUCAAGAGGCCAGAAGAAUAAGACUAAUGCAUCAACCAAGAAAGGUUGCGGAUAUGGAGAGUGAACUUCGGGAACUAAGACUUCAAAUUAGACAGAAGUGCACAGUUUCAAUUAAGCUGCAAAACGAGCUGGAAAUGAGCAUGAAAUCUGAGGAUAAUUCACCCCGGCUUUAUGAGAUAAGUGGCUCUGAGAAGUUAGGUUCUAUUCUAAGGAUUCAGUCCUGUUCAGAUGAAGCAGUAGAGCUUGCAAAAUGCUUGAUCCAGUGGUAUCGAUUGUCAUCUCAAUGCAGCCGCAGGGAACCUAUUUUGGGUGCUAACAAGUGUGUUUAUGCUCCCGAGCCAAUUGAUGUAGGGCGAGUUCUGCAAGCUGAUAUAGCAUCAAACGGCCUAAAGGUCACGUUGACAACUGAUGGUGCUAUUGAGCAAGCCUCAGACUUGGGAGCUUAUAUAGAUACACUUUCGCGGAAACCAAGCCUCGACUUCAAUGUAGUUAUCUCCCAAAUGAACGGAAGGAACUAUUCGUCACAUUCGGUGCAUUUGUUUCAUAUUGGGAAAACAAGGAUCAAGCUAAGCAGAGGAUGGAUCACCAAGGCCAGGGAUUCCUACUCUAAAUCUAUGCAGCUAUGUGGAUUCAGAGGAGGCGGCAACUCUGCUGCGAAAUCCCUUUUCUGGCAAGCACGCAAGGGGCAAUCGUUCGUGCUUGUUUUUGAUUCAGAGCGUGAACGAAAUGGAGCCCUAACCUAUGCCAGAAAAUAUGCUCUCGACUGCAAUGUGUUUCUUGCUGGUCCAGACGACGAUGCUCUGCUGUAAAGACUGACUUCUUCUUAGCGUUCGACUAAUGAUAGUAGUUUUUUCAAGUGUGCUGUUUUUUUUGGGUGUGUGGUGAUGAUAUGUUGUGGUUUUGCAAGUCUAAUAUUUGGCUUCGAUUUGUAGUUGCAUUUGUUCUAGGCAUGAUUUUUAGGUUUGCCUAAGUCAUUUGUUGUAAUAACCUAUUUUUUUUCAUGGCUAAUCAAUGAGCUGUUUGUUAAUC